Messenger RNA from Paraphaeosphaeria sporulosa, 1176 nucleotides. RefSeq lists its product as uncharacterized. Lineage: Eukaryota; Fungi; Ascomycota; Dothideomycetes; Pleosporales; Didymosphaeriaceae. The transcript has a single exon. The coding region runs from base 96 to 1046 and encodes 316 amino acids. Gene Ontology annotation, molecular function: ureidoglycolate hydrolase activity; ureidoglycolate lyase activity. The record is from RefSeq and is a predicted model, not a curated record. Gene Ontology annotation, biological process: allantoin catabolic process.
AGCCGCCGCAUGUGAAAGUGAACGAGCUCCAUUCCCCGCAACUCUGACCAGCUCUACGCACUCUUCUCCGAGCAGCUGUGCCCCCAGCCGCCACAAUGCCCACCAAAAUGCCGUCACCCUCGAUACGCAUACCAAUUGAGCUCCUCACCCAAACGUCCUUCAGCCAGUUCGGUACUGUGAUUGAGAACCCCGCGCAUUCACCGCUCCCGCGCUCGCAGCUCGGCCCUCUACCCACUACCGUUUCCGCAAAUCAAGGCUCCGCCCUUAAGAUCCUCGAUGUCACGCACAUGUCCAACCUUUACAGCCUCGCGCCGUCCAAGAAGCCCGCAAAAGCAGUCAUGAACAUGUUUGUCUGCGCGCCGCGAGACCUGAGACCGCACGAGCCGAGUGAGAGCAUGCCAAGCAGUUGGGGUGACUUGGACUUCGACGAGGACGAUUACAGCAACGCGGAUAGAGAGCUGUUUGACGUGCGGAUCCUCGAGCGCCACCCAUUCACAACCCAGACGUUUAUCCCGAUGGGUCUGAGCGGGCAGGAGAGACAUACGCAGUAUUUAGUCAUUGUCGCGCCAACAUUGCCAGCCUCAUCGUCGAGACUACACACAGGGAGGCCGCCGCCAUAUCCGACGCCUCAGCCUAAGAAGAAGAAGAACGGCAUCAAGGACAUCUUUGCCCGCGCGCGACCAAGUCCCUUCACAAACGAGAACGCGCCGCCGCCGAGCCAGUUUUCGCGCUUGCAUCCCUCUGCGCGACCGAAGGGGCCGGGUCUUCCUGAUUUGAAGAAUAUACGAGCGUUUAUAGCUACCGGGAACCAGGCCGUGACGUACGGCGCAGGGACGUGGCAUGCGCCUAUGGUGGUGAUCGGCGCGCGGCCCAUCGAUUUUGUAGUUGUGCAAUUUGCCAAUGGCGUGGGUAUUGAAGACUGCCAGGAGAUAGAGCUAGAAACGGGCAAGACCGCAGAUGAAGGCAUUGUGGUCAUGGUGGAUUCAGAUUCGAGUGGAAAGGUGCAGGUCAAAGCUGGUGUUGGCAGCGUGAAAGCGAACUUGUAAUUCUCGCAGCGAGUACGUAACUUCCGUCUCGUUAUGGUGCUGUUGUUACUUGGUUGCAGAUAGUAUUGUAAUUGUAAUCGGGCCCUGCAUACGAAAUGCAGGCGUGCAACGACUUGCGGGUAAUCCCGUG